UGGAGGUCGCUGAUGAUUGCAUGGAACCAGAACCUCCAUUCAAUGUCAAAGGUUCUCCAGGUGACUCAAAGGGGCCAUCAAAGAAGACAGUUGUCAUUGCAGCAACAGUCAGUAGCACAGGAUUUAUCCUCAUCUGCUGCAUUGUCAUAGUGAGCAGUGUGGGUGGCUGGGUUUUCUACAGACGUAGGAAACAACAGCAGCAGAAAAAGGUGGAGGAAGAGGAAGAAGAAUACAAAUUACUUGACAAUGAAAUGUAGACUUAAUGUAGACUGUCCUAAACAUUCAUGUAUCUCUGCACAUAAUUACGUGUAUUUUUCUCUGUUUGGUUUGUUUUUAUUAGCUGUGUAAAUGUUUGCUGUAGCAUCAAUAAGUUAAGCUA
Messenger RNA from Geodia barretti, 379 nucleotides. NCBI's taxonomy places the organism in Eukaryota, Metazoa, Porifera, Demospongiae, Tetractinellida, Geodiidae. The record is from the annotation of a GenBank genome assembly.